Molecule: messenger RNA, 1940 nt
Organism: Gordionus sp. m RMFG-2023
Lineage: Eukaryota; Metazoa; Nematomorpha; Gordioida; Chordodea; Parachordodidae
Product: probable serine/threonine-protein kinase clkA
Exons: 2
Coding region: 181-1896 (571 amino acids)
Source: RefSeq, a predicted model, not a curated record
AAUAAAUUAAUUCAUAAAUGAAAAAUAAAUAUUCAAUAAGGAAAAAAUAAUAUAGCACUUAAUAUAAGAAUUUAUAAAAUGUAAUGUUCAAUUUUGCCAAGAUUUCCAGGACCAGGUUGUUUGUUCUGUAUGAAAAAUUUAACCUAAAUUAAAAAUAUGCUAAAUAUUUUAUAUUCUUAAAUGGUUUGGAAAAAUUUUUUAAGUCAUUAUUUUACGACUUCAUUACAAUCACAUAAGGGCAAACCAAACAAUGGUUCAAAAAGGCCCCAUUAUUCGGAGGUUAUGCAUUACAAUUUAAACUCUACAAUUUCUUACGGAGCUAAUUAUAUUCCACUGAUAAAAAAUGAGCAAACUUACAUCGGCGAUCAAAAUAAUAACACUUUAGGUGAGAUAUCAUUGAACAAAUCUAAGUCAAGAAUGUAUGGAAGCAAAUAUGAUAAGGAAAUGAACCAAACAUUUAAUGAUUUUUACGAGAAAAUAGAUAUGACGAGAUUUAAUCGUUCUUAUCCUUUGAUUGAACCAUUAUCCUACAAUCAGGAUAUAUAUGUUGGACAACUCUCGGAGAUUUCUAACACUCGAAAGAAGGAUAAAAAAAUUGUUAAAUCCAAGAAACUGUUUUCUAAAUCCUUCCGUUAUAAUAAGCCUCAAUUAAAAAAAGAUAUCAAGGAAAUAUUUAACCAUAGCUUUGUAUACAAUUCUUUUAGGCACAAAAAUAAAGAAAAAACAGAUGAACUUUCUAAGGAAGAAUCAAAAAACUUUAAUCAUGAUAAUAAUCCUCAUAGACUGACCAUAACUGAAUACGAUAUAAACCAAAAAUUUAAUUCAAAUCUAUAUAGAUAUAACAAUGAUGAAUCGAUUGCCAAAACUAGAAAUACUAAUGAAAAUAAUGUUGUAGCUAAGGCGUCUACAUUUACUACAAAUUUUUCAGGAAAAGAAAUUUUUGACAUAUUUAAAUAUGAUAAAAAAUUAUAUGACGGUAAUGUCUAUUGCAACAUGAUGUUCGAUAAUACUAUAAAUUGCAAAGAUGUGAUAGAAAAUCUGGCUAAUAAACGAACUUUGAUUAAAACUAAUCCAUGGGUCAAAUAUUCCAAAAAUUCGGAUAAGUAUUUACGACAAAACUACACUAUAAGCGAUAAGACAGAGAAAAAAUAUCAUAUGUGGACAAGCACCUUAAAUUCUAUGGUAAACAAGGCAAAAUACAAAGGUAUAAAUGAAACUUUUAAUAUGGAUCUAAUCAAUAGUGCCUAUCAUCCAAUUAAUAUGGCCAACCAUUCUAAUGGGGAUUCGGGAUUCUACGAUGAUGCAUAUAAUAAUGCUAAUUUGCAGUUUAUCACACUUAAACAAAUAGAGAAUUCCGCCAAUUCGCAAACUUCUUCCAUUUCCAAAUUCAAUUCAUUGGAUAGCUUUACCAAUAACUUCAAAAUAUCUAAUCAUGAUGAUGAAAUAAAAAAUGUUUUAACUGAUAGUUACAAUUCACUAAAGGAGAGUGGUACAUAUAUGGACUUUAAUUCGUGUUCCUAUAUUUCAUCAUAUUAUUCAAACAAUUCGGAAGAUGACGAAUCAUUAAGUUCUAUAUGCACCCAUGGGUCUAUGAAAAAGCAAAGCCUUGUUAUUGACAAUCAUAAUGAACAUAGUGAUAGUGCCAAGGAUGGGUCGGAUCAAAAUCUCAAACUUAGUGAAAAAUUAGAUUAUUGGCAAGAGACUAACUUAGAAUUAAGGGACAAACUUGAACAUUAUCGACAAAAAAUUGAUGAAAAUAAAAAUUAUUUAAGGAAUAAGAUCGGUAUCAAGGCUAAUGUUGAAGUACAGCAAAAUCACCAAAAUGAAUUCACACCCAUUAAAUAUUUCGACACCAGCAUUUUGAUAUAUGAAAUAGAUCCUAUUAUUUACAUAUAAACAAAAUUUAUUAUGGAUACGAUUUUAUAUUGCCAAUAUGAUUA